Messenger RNA from Polyodon spathula (Mississippi paddlefish), 3287 nucleotides. Its product is annotated as MAD2L1 binding protein. Gene Ontology annotation, cellular component: nucleus. NCBI's taxonomy places the organism in Eukaryota, Metazoa, Chordata, Actinopteri, Acipenseriformes, Polyodontidae. The record is from RefSeq and is a predicted model, not a curated record. The coding region runs from base 265 to 1641 and encodes 458 amino acids. The transcript has 3 exons. Gene Ontology annotation, biological process: regulation of exit from mitosis.
UGUUUUAGACGUCUUUGUAAUUUUUUUUCCACCGUUCCGUAGUUCCGGUCCGGGUUUUACGCAGUCCCAGUGUUAAAAUAAAUGACUAAUUACAGGAAAUGACGUAAAUCUUUAAUUUGUUUAUUUUCUAUUUUAAUUUUUUAACUGUUAACAGCCUAAAACGAAAAAUAAAUACCGGUAUUUUGAAUAAAGACCAAAGCCCGUGUUUAUUAUUUAUCGUCUUUAGAGUUCUAAUAGAAAAAUAACAGAAACCGGAAAGUAUGAAUGUUUUGUCAAGUCUCCCAUGAUGCAACGCCGAAGGGAGAUUCAAACAAACCGUCAGAAAAGAAGGACACGAUGGCGGGCCGGCCGGACAGUGAAAUUCACUUUGAGCUGGGUGGGGAGCGGGACAGAGAAGUACUAGUAGGCAGUAAAGCAGAGACGGAAGAUAAGCGGCAGACCACGGGCGAAUGUGAUACGGAGCCUUGCCGCACUGCGGCUCAGUUACAGUCUGAUCACCCGGGCGCGGCUGGUUCAGAAGCCGAGGGAACAGUUCGGAACGAAAGUCCGUGUGGUGAAUGCUGGCUUCUUAGUUCAAAUGAGAUGGAGCCGUCUGUAGCACAAACUGUGGCCAGCAGCACGUUGUCCGGGAAUCAAGGUUAUAUUUUAUUGUGUGAUGACGUUAGCAUGGCACAGACUGGAGGUAACCGACAUCCGAGUUCAGUAUCGGGGAAAAACAGCAGUGACACGGGGCGGAGUGAAGAGGAUAAGGAGAACCACAACGAACACGAUCUUCCUUCCACAGAAAUAAAAACGACUAGCAGUAAGAUGUCUGACAGUCCUACAAUUGUGAACAUCCAGACAGAAGAUGUUUGCUUGAAAAACACUGCCAAUUCAAGCGACUUCCCUACCCAAAGGAUAGAAGAAUUCGUGGGAAGCUUAGACCCGGGGCAGAGAUCAAACGACGAGUGUUCAGUGUCUGUGAUGUUCUCCGGUAGUGUCACCCAGGAAAGCUGCAGCAAAUUUGUCUGCGAGAUUCUCAAAUACUUGCUGUACCAGCGGCAGCAGCUUCCAAUGCCUUACGACCAGCUGCAGUUUUUCCAGAAGAAACAGCAAACAAUGGGCAGGGCGGAUGAGCUGGUAGCAAGAAAGCCUUUGAAGACAGAGGGCUGGGAUGGGAAGAAAUGCCAGCGGGUGCUGAAGGAGAUGGAAGAAGUGCUGCUGCACCUGGAGGAGCUCUUCUCUCUGAGCCUAGUGCCCCGUGUCCUCCUGCUGCUGGGUGGGAACAUCAUGCUGCCCAAAGAGCUCUAUGAGGUGAAUCUGGAGGGCAUCGCACUGGGCAGCCUGGAGCAGAGCUUGAAAACGGCCACCUGUCUCCGCAGUCUCUUCCGCACGCUCUUCAUGGCAGACAUCCUGUCCGACUCCAAGCCCGUCCAGCUCAUGACCACCACUGUCAUGGUACAGGGGCAUCGGGACUGUGGGGUCGGCUGGUUCCGGCCCAAAAUGGAUUACCAGGUCCCGACGCGAGUGAAGAAGCAGAUCAUCGUCUUGUCCUGUGGUUCUGAGGAGGAGGUUUGUCAUCUUUCCCAGGCAGCCCGGACAAACUGGGACGAUUACAUAUGGUUUCAGGCACCAGUGACUAUAAAAGGAUUUUAUAAAUGAUUUUUAAAGGGACGUGCCAGGAGUUGGUUGGCAGCAUUAUAUUUGAUGGUGAAAUCGAUUUUUAAGGGAGGGGAGGGGAAUGGGAGGAAGAGGAGAUAUUUCGGGGACCAUGACCACCUGCCUUUGGAAGAAUACCUCAAGUUAAAUCUCAUAGAAGGGAGAUUUCCAGUGCUUGUUUUAAGAACAGUAUUUAAUUCUUAUAUGAAAUUGCUUUCAAUUUAGAGUUUGUGUUGAUUUCCCUGCUGUGUUGAGGACAAUAGCCGAAAAGGCCUGCAUGCCCCCCAUGUGCCCUGGUUCAAUAGGAAAUAAAGGAGGGUUUGACUCUUAGGCAAGUUAGAUCAACCUUCUCUAAGCAGGGUGCAAGCACAAAACAAUAAAAACAUGCAGAUGAACCUUGAAUAGCCAUAGUCUAUUAAUGAGAACCCUGUCAUUUGGGACAAGGAGAACAUGUUUUUUAAAAAUUUAUUUUAUUAAAGAAAAAAAAAAUUGAAAAAAAUAAUCAAGUACUUUUAUAUUACCCAAACUAUAUGCUCACAUUUUAAUGAGAAAUGUGACCUUUUUUUAUAAACUUUCUUCUGUGAAUAUACAUAUAGUUGGUAUGGUUUAUGACUGGGUAAGGUGGGGUUAAAUGGAAAGCGAGAACUGUUUCAGUCUACAGAUGAAAAUUUUAAAAAGCGUCUGAGACUUUGAAGUAAACUUUCUGGGCCAAGGAAAAUUGCAUGACCAGAAAGACAGUACCAGGUUUGAUGGAGAACCAGACUCAGUAUAGUACUCCUACUACUUACUGUAUAUCUGUAAACUCAUUUCAGUUAGCUGCCACAAGAACCUGCCAACAGUGUUCUAGAGACAAGAGGCAAUAUCUAUCCCUCAGGUAAUCGGAUAGAUCAGCAUAUGAAUGUAGAUCUGCUAAAGAAACGCAAUUCACAGGUGGCUUACAAAAAAAAAAAGCAUGUACACAAGACAAGGUAAAAGACAGUAUUAAAGAAACCGCUGCUAUACAAACCUCAAAAGAGAACAUUUUGAUGGAAUAUAAAAUUAAAACAGAAAAUAAAUCUAUUAUGGAAUGACAUUUUUCAGGGUUCCUAAUAAAGUGCCCACACCCUCAGUACCCACUAGUGCUUACAGUAGCAUCCCACUGGUCUAAAUCAGUGGCUUGCUAAUUGUAUCUGAUGUUUGCUUGGGUUCUGUGCAGCCAUUAUGAUAAAAGAUUCUACAUGCCUUUCUAAUAUCUAAUUUUUUUUUAAGUAAUUUUUUUUUUUUAUCCUGGUUUGCUUUGAACAUGCAUGUGGUGGUUUACAACUUUACCGCCUCUUAAUAAGGUAGAAAAUUACAAGCAUCUUGAAAUUGGAACUCGUUAAGUUUAAGAUUUUGAUUUUAUAUACUAUAACAUAUUAUUGCUAACAAAAUGAGAAUGAUUUAAUUAAAUUUUCGAAAUACUGGAACAAAUGUAAUCCUGAUUUUAAAAACCUACAAAUUCACAUUGAUUAUUGAAGUCCACUAUUAAGCAUUUGUUUUUAGAUGUAACCUUUUUUUUAUUAUUAUUAUUUCCUUCCAGGUGAUUUGAUCAAUGGUGCUGUGGUAGCUCAUGUUGAUAAUAAAUUUAAUAAAAGAAUGUCAGGACAGUCGAGACUGUCUUGCGAUUUUAA